This is a messenger RNA of Colletotrichum higginsianum IMI 349063, 1587 nucleotides long. RefSeq names its product Threonyl-tRNA synthetase. Gene Ontology annotation, biological process: threonyl-tRNA aminoacylation. Lineage: Eukaryota; Fungi; Ascomycota; Sordariomycetes; Glomerellales; Glomerellaceae. Gene Ontology annotation, molecular function: threonine-tRNA ligase activity; ATP binding. Bases 1 to 1587 code for a protein of 528 amino acids. Gene Ontology annotation, cellular component: cytoplasm. The record is from RefSeq and is a predicted model, not a curated record. The transcript has a single exon.
AUGCUUCCCGCACGGGCUGUCCGACCAGCUCUCCGUACGCUACCGAGCCUUCGAAACCCGUUGCUGAGACGGCAAUGCCUUCCGAGACAAUGGUACUCCGACAAGAAACCCACCGCGACUCCGGCCACAACCUCCGCUGCCGAAGAUGACCUCCCCGACCACCGAAAGCUGGGCAUCCAACAGGAGCUCUUCACCACCUCCGUCUACAGCCCGGGCUCGCCAAUCUUCCUCCCGAACGGCACGCGCGUAUUCAACCGCUUGGUGGACUUUUUGCGGCGGCAAUAUGUUCACUACGGUUUCGACGAGGUCAUCACGCCAAACAUCUACAAAAAGUCUCUCUGGGAGGUGUCGGGCCACUUGCAAAACUACGCUGACGACAUGUACACCGUCACCAGCCGCGCGCGCGCCCCCGAGGAGAAGGCGGCAAGCUGUUGCGACGCUGGCAGCAGGGACCCGCCGCACGAGGGCAGUGGUGAGGCGGCCCGGAUGGCCGAGGGCGAGGACGACGACUACGGCCUCAAGCCCAUGAAUUGCCCGGGCCACUGCCUUAUCUUCGCCUCCAAGAACAGAAGCUACCGCGACCUUCCAAUCCGCUACGCCGACUUCAGCCCGCUACACCGCAACGAGAUCUCGGGCGCGCUUAGCGGCCUGACGCGGGUGCGUCGCUUCCACCAGGACGACGGCCAUAUCUUCUGCCGGCCGAUCCAGAUUCGGGACGAGGUGUUCAAGACACUCGACUUCAUGAAAACGGUGUACGGCGCGCUGGGACUGGACUACUUCGACUUCGCGUUGUCGACGCGGCCGCCGGACCAUUACAUUGGCACCGAUGCCGAAUGGGAGCGGGCGGAGGCACAGUUGCGCGAUGCGCUGGAGCAGGCCGGGCUCAAAUACACCAUCAAGGAAGGGGAUGGUGCUUUCUACGGCCCCAAGAUCGAUGUCAUGCUUCAUGACUCUCACGGGAAGUCGCAUCAGGCCGGUACGAUCCAGCUCGACUUCCAGCUUCCGCAGAGAUUCAAUCUCGAGUACCAAGCGCCGGCGCCCAAGUCGGAGGCUCAGGGGUUGCCGCUGGAGAAGGCCGACCCUGUCGAGCUCGAGACUUACGGGCCCGUGGCACCCGUCAUGGUCCACCGAGCCAUUCUGGGCUCGGUCGAGCGUUUGAUGGCGUUGCUGAUCGAGGAGUACAAGGGCAAAUGGCCAUUCUGGCUGAACCCGCGCCAGUGCGCCAUCCUAACCCUAAACGACACGGAACCCAUAAUGCAGUGGGCGUCCGAGAUCAAGGAUGUCCUGACGGGACAUGACCGCGUGAGGGACUCGAACAAGCCAAGACAGCCGCGCCCGACGGGUUUCGCAGUCGAAAUUGACGCGAGUCCGCGGUCAUUGGCAAAGAAACUGGCCGAGGCGAGGGAGAAAGGAUUCGGCGUCAUCGCCGUGGUGGGGAAGCAAAACGUGCAAAACGGGACCGUAACCGUCAACGUGAGUGACCGGUCGUCGACCAAGGAAGCCGGCGAUAACAAGAAGGCGCGCGAGGACAUGACGCCUGUAGAUCUGCGCGAGAAGAUGCAAGAAAUGGUGGCGACGUACCAAUAG